Messenger RNA from Funneliformis geosporum, 1581 nucleotides. Lineage: Eukaryota; Fungi; Glomeromycota; Glomeromycetes; Glomerales; Glomeraceae. The record is from the annotation of a GenBank genome assembly.
AUGGAAGCUGCCGUUCUUUCAUUUCUGGAUUCAUUGAUUGGUUCAGAAGGAGUAAAGGGUGCAUUAAUAGCGGAUGAACACGGAUUAUGUUUAGGAGCAAAAGGGAUUGCAAACUCAAAUUCUGCAGGAUUUAUAUCAUCAAUAGCAAUAUAUGCUAAAUCGUUGCAUGAUGACCCAAAUGUUCAAGUUCCCACCAUAAAAAUUGAAACCGAUAAAUCUAAAUUGUCAAAAGAUAUUGGCAAAAUAAUAAACCUUAACGAUGAAUGUAAUGUAACAUUGAAAAUAGGUUUACAACCGAAUCAAAAAGAAUUUAAAGCUCAUUCAUUAAUAUUAAGAGCGAGAUAUAUAUAUAAUGGAACAAUUGAUUUACAUGACCAAGAACCAUCCGAUAUGUUGGAUAUAUUAUGCGCAGCAGAUGAGUUAAUAAUCGAUGAAUUAAUAGAAUAUAUCCAAACGUAUUUAAUACAAAAUAGACAAACAUGGAUAAUUGAAAAUUUAAUUGAAAUCCUUAAUAUGGUUUCAUCAAGACCUACACUUUCCACAUUAACUAAUCUUUGUUUGGAAGAAAUCACAUUAUUAAAUCCUUCAACAUUUUUUGAAUCAGAAUCUUUUUUAAAUAUGAAUGAAGUUGCUUUAGUUGAAUUAUUGAAACGUGAUGAUAUCUGUAUGAAAGAAUCCAAAUUAUGGAAUUGCGUUUUAAAAUGGGGAAUCGCAAAUACUCCUUCCUUAAGCUACGACUUGGAAGAUGAGGUAAUCAGCAACACUUCGAGAGAACAAAGCUGCAAUGAUACAUAUCUCUGUAAAUUGACUUCAGAAGAUUAUCAAGCAUUGGAAAGAACGUUAAAAAAUUGCAUUCCACUAAUUAGAUUUUUAGAUAUUCCAUCGAAUGAAUUUAAUAAGAUGGUAUCAAAAUCAAAAAUAUUACCAAAAAAAUUAUUGGAUGAUAUCAACCAUUAUCAUUUGACGGGAGAAGUUCAUUCAACUCAGAUUUAUAAUAUCACUUCACCAAGAUCAUGUGGUUUACAAAUAGAUUCCAAGAUAAUAAAUCAAAAACAAGCGGCAAUUCUGGUUAACUGGAUAGACGGUCAUGAUAUAUCUUACCCAAUACCCUACACCAUUAAAUUAUUAUUCCGAGCUUCUGAAGGUAAUAAUGACCCCAAGUUAUUUCAUGAAAAAUGCGAUAAUGUCGGACCAACUUUUAUCGUAAUUAAAAUACGUGAUAGUAAUUGUUUGGUCGGCGGUUAUAAUCCUCUUAAUGAUUCAUGGAAAAGAUCUUGGUUUUAUCCUGCUAGAGGUCAAAAAGAAUGUUUUAUUUUCUCUAUAGAUUCUUCUGAUAAAAUUUUAGAUAAAAGUCCCAAAUUAUCUAAUGUUGUUCCAGAACAUAAGAAAGACGCUAUCUUUGAUCAUCCAUGGAAUGGACCUUGUUUUGGUACCGGUCCUGACCUUUGGGUUAAUAUUGAUUUUAAUAAUCCUAUUGGUCAUGCUAUUAGAAAAAGUUAUCAACAUUCUAUCAUGAAAUCGAGGGAUUUUCGUUGGGAGGACUGGGAAGUUUUUUCGGUAAAAAAAAAUAUACCAGGAUAA